Molecule: messenger RNA, 1117 nt
Organism: Arabidopsis arenosa
Lineage: Eukaryota; Viridiplantae; Streptophyta; Magnoliopsida; Brassicales; Brassicaceae
Source: the annotation of a GenBank genome assembly
AAGAGGGGGAUGCAUUGGUCAAAGGGGUUUGAAUUGAAUAGAGUGCAAGUAAUGGUGGUGCAAGCUGCAAGGAGGACUGGAGGAACAGCUAAUGUAUGUAAAUCCCACCACAUGGGUGGAGUUAAGGAAUGCACGUGCACACGAUUCGCAGCCGAGCAGGAUUCCAUGUCUGUGGAUGUGAUAAGAAAGGCGUAUGAGGCAACCGAAGAAGGCUUUCUAGGGGUGGUGGCGAAACAGUGGGCAGUUAAGCCACAUAUAGCAGCGGUUGGCUCAUGCUGCCUGGUCCGUGUGGUCUGCGAUGGGAAGCUUUACGUAGCUAACGUUGGGGACUCCCGUGCCGUUCUUGGAAAGGUCAUCAAGGCCACAGGUGAGGUUAUUGCGCUUCAGCUCUCAGCUGAGCAUAAUGUGAGCAUAGAGUCUGUGAGGCAGGAAAUGCACUCCUUACAUCCUGAUGACCCCCAUAUUGUCCUCUUAAAGCACAAUGUCUGGCGUGUUAAGGGCCUCAUUCAGGUAUCACGAUCCAUUGGAGACGUGUAUCUUAAGAAAGCGGAGUUCAACAGGGAACCUUUGUACACAAAGUACCGACUGCGGGAGUCCAUGAAAAGACCCAUCUUGAGAGGGGAACCAUCGAUAACUGUGCAUGAUCUCCAACCAGACGAUCAGUUUCUGAUAUUUGCAUCAGACGGACUUUGGGAGCAGCUUAGCAACCAAGAGGCUGUUGAAGUCGUUCAGAACCACCCAAGAAACAAUGUUGAUGCGGGGAUAGCGAGGAGACUGGUGAAAGCUGCGCUGCAGGAGGCAGCAAAGAAAAGAGAGAUGAGAUACUCUGAUCUCAACAAGAUUGAGAGAGGAGUCAGAAGGCAUUUCCACGACGACAUCACUGUGAUUGUCCUCUUCCUGGACACCAAUCUGCUCAGCAGAGCCUCCUCUCUCAAAACCCCUUCUAUUUCUAUUCGUGGUGGUGGUACCACUUUAUUACCUAAGAAACUUUAAAACCAGGUUCCAUCCAUCUUGUAGUUAUAUUUAUCCAACCAAAGAUAAGUUUUUUCUUUUCCUUUAUGUUUUAUGUCUUUUGGGUUCACUCUACUUGUUGGUAUAAGAAAUGUAUAAUUUUAAA